Molecule: messenger RNA, 2353 nt
Organism: Pongo pygmaeus (Bornean orangutan)
Lineage: Eukaryota; Metazoa; Chordata; Mammalia; Primates; Hominidae
Product: putative myc-like protein MYCLP1
Exons: 1
Coding region: 44-1117 (357 amino acids)
Biological process (GO): regulation of DNA-templated transcription
Molecular function (GO): protein dimerization activity; DNA-binding transcription factor activity
Source: RefSeq, a predicted model, not a curated record
CAGUCUGCUCCAGGUGGCAAGCUGCGUGAGCAAGCAAGCCAACAUGGACCGCGACUCGUACCAGCACUAUUUCUACGACUAUGACGGCGGGGAGGAUUUCUACCGCUCCACGACGCCCAGCGAGGACAUCUGGAAGAAAUUCGAGUUGGUGCCGCCGCCCUGGGACUUGGGUCCCGCCGCCGGGAACCCAGCCCUCGGCUUUGGUCUCCUGGAACCGUGGCCGGUAGGGUGCGCUGGGGACGAGACGGAAUCCCAGGACUACUGGAAAGCUUGGGACGCGAACUACGCCUCCCUCAUCCGCAGUGACUGCAUGUGGAGCGGCUUCUCCGCCCAGGAGCCGCUGGAGAGAGCGGCGAGUGACCUGCUUGCCGUUGGCGCGCCCUCGGGAUACUCGCCCAAGGAGUUCGCCACCCCCGACUACACUCCUGAGCUCGAUGCCGGCAACCUAGCGCCCAUCUUCCCCUGUUUGUUGGGCGAGCCCAAGAUCCAGGCCUGCUCCAGGUCUGAGAGCCCAAGCGACUCCGAAGGUGAAGAAAUCGACGUGACAGUAAAGAAAAGGCAGUCUUUGAGUACGCGGAAGCUAGUCACCAUCGCGGUGCGUGCAGACCUUCUGGAUCCCCGCAUGAAUCUCUUCCACAUCUCCAUCCACCAGCAACAGCACAACUAUGCUGCCCCUUUUCCUCCAGAAAGCUGCUUCCAAGAAGGGGCUCCAAAGAGGAUGCCCCCAAAAGAGUCUCUAGAGGGAGAAGCUCCAGGGGGAAAGGAUGAUAAGGAAGAUGAAGAGACUGUGAGCCUCCCACCUGUAGAAAGUGAGGCUGCCCAGUCCUGCCAGCCCAAACCCAUCCGUUAUGAUACUGAGAAUCGGACCAAGAAGUACCACAGCUCCCUGGAGCGCAUGAGACGGAAUGAUCAACGUUCGCGGUUCUUGGCCCUGAGGGAGGAGGUACCCGCCCUGGCCAGCUGCUCUAGGGUUUCCAAAGUAAUGAUCCUAGUCAAGGCCACGGAAUACUUACAAGAACUGGUGGAAGCCGAGGAGAGGAUGGCUACGGAGAAAAGGCAGCUCGAAUGCCAGCGACAGCAAUUGCAGAAAAGAAUUGAGUACCUCAGUAGCUACUGACCAAAAAGCCUGACCAUUCUGUCUUAAAAAGACACAAGUUUUCUUUUUGAUCUCCCUCUCCCCUUUAGUAACUUGUACAUUUUUGUUACAGCAGGACACUCUGGACAGUAGAUUGCAGAAUGCAUUGCAGCCAGUGCACAAACAAUAUAAAGGCUUGCAUUCUUGGAAACCUUGAAACCCAGCUCUCUUCCCUGACUCAUGGGAGUGCCUUGUGUUUUCUGUCACCUUUGGCUUCUCAGCAGGCAGCUGAGGAGACUUGGGGUCUUCCUGGCUCACUAUCUCCAAAGAAAAGGCUGACAGAUGCCAUGCAACAGGUGGUGGAUGUUGUUGGGGGCUCCAGCCUAGAGGAAAUCUCACACUCUACAUGAACUUUAGGCUAGGAAAGGAUGUCUCUGGGGUGAUGCAAGGACAGCUGGGUGUGGACGCUCUCCCUGCGGCUCCAUUUUUUUCCAGGAGACACACAAGCUGCCUUGGGUGAAAACAAGCUCAGAGACUUGAUCAACGUGGACCAUUACCUCACUGUCAGACACUACAGUAGCUGAGGAGUUGGAAACCUUACAUAUAUGUAUAUAUUAUGAUGUUGGCUGACCCCCUUUCUCCCACUCUCAAUGCUGUGACUCAGAACAUUUAAGAGAGCUUCACCUGUAAGUAAUUUGUCUUAAAGCCCUCUGGGCUCUCUUCUCUGAGUGAGGGAACUUUCUGUCCUCACAAAGGACUUUGUCUCAUUCUGCCUCUGUUAUGCAAUGGGUUCUACAGCACCCUUUCCGGCAGGUUAGAAAUAUUUCUCUAAGACACAGGGAAAUGGGUCUUAGCCUGGGGCCUGGGGAAAGUUCCCAACUCCUGGCUCAUGAACUCAAUCCCUGCCCAGGUGUUUUCUGAGGGGCCCUUGAGGCCCAAUCUUUUCUCAAGGCGGGUGUGAGGCACCUUAGAUGGGAGAACUGUAACACUUCCUCUUUCGCACCUGCCUCUCAUCUCAAUCCUUGACUGAUGAAUUUGAAGUUCUACUAGAACCAUGAAAACUUGUUCCUUUCGUGCAUCUCCAAGGAGCUUACUGGCUCUGCAGCCACCCUUGGGCCCUCGCACCAGCCUGCAAUAAGUCAGAUGUCUUUCGCAGAAUCUGGGCCUUUCUGAAGUUUUCUGGAGAGCUGUUGGGACUCAUCCAGUGCUCCACAACGUGGGCUUGCCUCCUGGUGUGUUUUAAAGGAGCCUCCAGGAGCUCUGCUUAGCCAACCAUCA